AUGUGCCUUACAAAGAAAAAGAAGGGAAAAGUCAUAGUUUACGGCUGUGGGGCCAACAGCAGUGUGGGAGAGCACGGCCCGCGCCUGCGGCUGGCCAGGGGCUGCCGGAGCCCCCGGCCGCGCUCCCCACACCACGAGGAGCAGCGAAAGCACAAGGGAAGUGUAAAAAAGAAAAAGUGCAUUUCCCUAAUUGCUGGCCUCCGCUGGGGCUCGGUGCUGGCUCUGACCGUACCCCGCCGGCUGCCGGCAGGGCGGCCGGGGCUGGCCCUGUGCGCGGGCUGCGGGGGCCGCAUCCAGGACCCCUUCCUGCUGCGGGUGUCGCCGGACCUGGAGUGGCACGUCGCCUGCCUCAAGUGCGCCGAGUGCGGCCAGCCGCUGGACGAGACCUGCACAUGCUUCCUGCGCGACGGCAAGGCCUACUGCAAACGGGAUUACAGCAGGACCACCCGCGUGCGGACGGUGCUGAACGAGAAGCAGCUGCACACGCUGCGGACCUGCUACGCCGCCAACCCGCGCCCCGACGCCCUGAUGAAGGAGCAGCUCGUGGAAAUGACGGGGCUCAGUCCCCGCGUCAUCCGCGUCUGGUUCCAGAACAAGCGCUGCAAGGACAAGAAGAAGUCCAUCCUCAUGAAGCAGCUCCAGCAGCAGCAGCACAGCGACAAGACGAGCCUGCAGGGCCUCACCGGGACGCCGCUGGUGGCCGGCAGCCCCAUCCGCCACGAGAGCGCCGUGCAGGGCAGCGCCGUGGAGGUCCAGACCUACCAGCCGCCCUGGAAGGCGCUCAGCGAAUUCGCCCUGCAGAGCGACCUGGAGCAGCCCGCCGCCUUCCAGCAGCUGGUCUCCUUCUCCGAGUCCGGCUCCUUGGGCACCUCCUCCGGCAGCGACGUGACCUCGCUGUCCUCCCAGCUCCCCGACACCCCCAACAGCAUGGUACCCAGCCCGGCCGAGACGUGAAGCGGCCCCGCCGCGGGACCUCCGCAUGCCUGCGCUCCCUGCAUGAGACACCCGGCCCCGGGCCGCUCCCAGAGCGCCGGACAAACGCCUUUGUUUUUUAAUUAUUCUUAUUUAAAAACAAACAAAAAAUAUGUUACUGACGGCCAAAAAAGCACCGGGAUCCUCGCUGCCUUCACCAGACCGGAGAGAGAGCCCCCGCCCUGGUUAUUUCGUGGUUUUGUUAUUUUUUUUCCCUGCGGAUUUCGAUGUUUCUUUUCCCCAAAGAAACGCGGAUUUCCCCGCCGAAGCCCGGCACGGUGACAGGCUGCCUCGCCCGUCGCUUGCGCUGGGGACG
Messenger RNA from Ficedula albicollis (Collared flycatcher), 1288 nucleotides. RefSeq names its product ISL LIM homeobox 2 (gene ISL2). Bases 1 to 954 code for a protein of 317 amino acids. The record is from RefSeq and is a predicted model, not a curated record. Gene Ontology annotation, cellular component: nucleus. Gene Ontology annotation, molecular function: DNA-binding transcription factor activity, RNA polymerase II-specific; cis-regulatory region sequence-specific DNA binding. The transcript has 5 exons. Lineage: Eukaryota; Metazoa; Chordata; Aves; Passeriformes; Muscicapidae. Gene Ontology annotation, biological process: axonogenesis; neuron fate specification; positive regulation of transcription by RNA polymerase II.